Molecule: messenger RNA, 4038 nt
Organism: Phytophthora sojae
Lineage: Eukaryota; Oomycota; Peronosporomycetes; Peronosporales; Peronosporaceae
Exons: 7
Coding region: 1-4038 (1345 amino acids)
Biological process (GO): proteolysis
Molecular function (GO): aspartic-type endopeptidase activity
Source: RefSeq, a predicted model, not a curated record
AUGGUGCGCGUGCCCGGAUCUUCUGGUGGCUCGGGAUUUCACCGUGAGUCGCAAGAAGAAGUUCGAGUGAAGAAGGAACAAGGGGAUCAAGCGUCUUCGGAAUCGGGAUCGACGACGACGCUGCUGAAUGAAACAAGAUCCACGGAUCGGCAGAGUGCAAGGAGGAUCUCUGUCGGCGGAACCGAGGUGGAUCCAGACAUGGAUCCAGAAGAGAAACCUCAACCUCCUCCGCAGGUUCCUUCGGGGACCCCGGUGGAUCGCGACGAAAUGGAUCCAAUUAUGCAGAAGUUCGGUGUGAAGCAGAUCGGAGCCCUGCAGGAACACCUGACACUUCCGGUAGCCGUUAAGCGUCCAAGAACCUUGCCCGAGAUGGAGCGCCUGAUGCAGCUGCUGAGGGAUGCCGGUCUCGUGGCUGGAGCGUUCGACGCGUCAGUGAUGUACGAGAUCGAUCCAAUCCAACUCCGUGCCACGACGAAGAUGCUGUUCAACCGACUGAAGGUGCUGGUAGGCGAGAUCCAGCCGAAGCCGGAUCCCGCAAUCCCGGAUCCAAGAUCACUACAAGAAGGAUCCACAGGAUGCCGGACGUCGUCACCUUAUGUGUCGGCUGCAGAGCUUGGGUCGGACACGUCUUCGGAGCCGCGACGCAUGUCACUUGGACCAUCGGGAGCCUCGAUGCUACGCGCCCGAGCCCAGAUCCAACGUGAAGCGAGUCCUCAGUCCCGAUCCCAGCCUCGACCCAAGAAGCAGUCAGCUCCAUUAGUGGAUCCAACAGCGACGGCAUCAGGAUCCGACAUAUCGACUAGUAGGUUGGAGUCGUUCUUCCAGGCAGCUAUGAACAGGUUCUUGAAGGAGCAGGGAGCUUUGACCCCAGCCAUGACACCGGGGGCGGUUCAGAAUCACGGAUCCCAAGAUGUCGAGAUGGAGUCCACUGGAUCGUCGGAUCCGGAUCCACACUGGGAGUUCGACCCUGACGACAUUGACUUCCCGGCCCCAGCACGCGCUACAGUAGCCACCACCGCGACCGGAUCCACAGGUUCAGCCUUGAUCCAACGAGUCCGGAUCUCGGCGGUCUCGGAUCUGAAGGAGUUCUCUGACAAGGACCAAGACGAGGAUCGAGCGAGAGCUUGGGUCAGUAAGGUGAAGUCUGCGUUCCUCCGCGAUCAAGCACCUGACGAAGAGAAGUGCUUGACCUUUGCGGAUCUGCUGUCUGGAUCGGCGCGGAACUGGUACCGCCAACUACCUCGAUCCACACGCAAUAAGUGGCCGGAUCUCCUUCGCAGCUUUCAGACCCAAUACUGUGGACUGGGGAUCUCCGUCGCCCGCCAGUAUUAUCAUGCUCGCAAGCGAUCGGACGAGUCUCCGCUGAAUUAUCUCUACCGACUUAACGUCGCCGGACUCCGCGAUCGACUCAAGAUCAAAGACGGUGGAUCCAAGAAGAGGCGCGAGCAUGUGGACCAUUCCAUUGAGACUCUGGGCGAUCAGGAUCUGGCGGAUCGGCUGACAUUGCUCCGACUGCCGGAUGCUGACGAGUUGGAAGAAGUCCUGCGUGCCUUGGAUCGGGCGAGGAACCGACAGAAGAAGUCCGCGUAUGGAUCCAGCAAGUACCGACAAAAAGCACCAGCGACGCCUGCGCCGGCCGCUCCAGCCAAACAUGUGCGUGCGAUCCAAAUCGAACCUGAUUCGGGAUCCGAGUCUGAAUCCAGCGAUGGAUCGGACUCCGAGUGCGACGAAUACCGCAGGAUCUAUUUGUCUGCCUCCUACGACCAUGCGAAACCAACCGGCAGCAGCAAGAUCCAACCUCCCGCGAUCAGAGAUCCAAGAUCCACGCUGACGGAUCCGAGCGAAGCCGCUAAGUGCGGCAAGAAGGGUCAUCCAGGUGACCAUUGCCUCUUCGUGUGCCGUGGGUGUGGUGAUCUCCAUGACGUGGGCCGGUGCCCGAUGGAAGAGUUUUACAACCAGAUCCAGUCCUCGUAUCUCCUACCUGGAGAAUCUCGAGGGUACUGGAAGCAACAUUCGCCAGGCAAGUGGUUCCGUCAGGCCAAGAUCCACGACAAGAUCAACAAUGAUAAGGCUAUCUUACUCCUAGAUACCGGUGCCGAGUUGUCCAUCGUGGACACCGCCUUUGCUCGUAAGGUUGGGUGCUACAUCGACAGGAGUCAGAGCCAAGAAUGCGUUGGGAUCAGAGACAACGUGUAUACGACGGAAGGGAGAGCGCGGAUCAAGAUCACCUUGGGUGGAUACCUGGUGUAUUUCUUCGACAUUUGGGUAGGAGAUCUGUCUGGCCAAGAAACGAUCCUCGGUAUGGACUACAUGGUCCCAGCCGGGAUCCGACUGGAUCUAGCUGAUGGGACUCUCUGCCUGCCUGACGAAGUCCGGAUUCAGCUCAGCGGACGCCGUUCACUCUGCAGUGACAAAGCGCAGUCGGUAAAGUUGGAUCGCUAUCUCCAGCUUGGGAUCGGAGAGUCCGCAGAGUUGCCCAUGCGCCUGCGAGGAUCGGAACACGACAAGCUGUGGGGCCCAGACAAAGUGCAGUACCUUCAGAUCACGAAUAUCGGAGAGAAAGAACUGGUGUUGCGCCAGAACCACCAAGUAGGGAUAUGGCUGGCCGGAGAUCGAGUCCCGCGGAUCGAAGGCUACGUGUCCGUCGGAUCCCGCCGCUACAUGGAGUGGCGGAACCUCGCGCUGCAGGCCACGACGAACGCUGGAUCCGCGGAGGCGGGACCGCCCGAGACCCCGGAGGGACCGAUGGUGGAGCGUCCUGAGUACCCGACGCCGCAUGCAAUACUGUGGAGGCAGGAUCCAGCUCAAGUCAGACAGGAGGAACCAAGAUCCAAGAGCGCCGGGGGUGGACGGGGCAAGUCGCUGCCGGAUCCGCCCGGUCAGGCGAUCGACGAAAACAUCGCCGGGGCGGCGGAGGUGUUGCAGCUCCAAGCUUCAAUCAAGGCGCGUACACGAGAUCAGCGACCGGAGGAGACGAGCGGACAAGUACCCGGAGGAGAUCCGCAGGCCGAAGAUUCGCCGGAUCAAGAUCCAAGUGACGAGGAGUCCCUGGGAGUCGAGGUGCAGAUCCAGAGCCCAUCACCCCAGGUCAGAUCCACGGAUCUUGGAUGUGGACGGGACGAGCCGACGAUCGGACCUCCGUCGAGGCCAUAUCCCACGGUGACGCAGGACAAUGGGUCGAUUCGACAGGAGCAACCGCACACAGCUACUGCCUGGAUGGGGGAAGCCCAAGAUCCAGUGUCAGUCAUUUGGUCCAAACCGGAUCCAGGCGGAGUUCCUGCUGAGCGCCAGCCGGAUCCAGAUCCAACUGCCGAUCGAAGUGUCGAUGACGCGCUGAGACCCGCCGAUGGAUCAACGAGCCAAGAUCCAACUGAUGACACGCAAGGUCGCAAGGGGGCGUUGAGUCCAGAUGAUGUGAGACGGUCGGUCGAUCCCGUUGUCACAUCGGGUGGUAAUCACGGAGAGACAGGGGGCGGAUCUGCAGAUUCAACAGAUGGUGAUAUGGGACAGGCCAUGGAUCCAGUGGAGCUUCAAGUUUCAGAUGGUGAGAUGGGACGAGGCGCAGAUCCAGAUGGAGAGACGGCGCAGGAAUCAGGUCCGACGCCAGAUCCAACUGUCGAUGCAGAUCCAACGACUACCAUAGAUCCAAGUCGCGGUGACGCUGAUGCAGAUGAGCAAGUCUGCUACCACGUGAGUGGGGAUCUGCACGCGGAAGAUGUUGAAGCGGAGAUGGCGGUGCUACCGGAAGUCACUGCGAACACAGACGAGGUGACUAUUGAAGACAUCCAGGUGGGAGAUUCAGAGGUUAAUACGGCGGAAGAAAUCGAUCUACUCCGGCGGCGGAUCUGGAGGCGCCGGCACCUGCUGAUUGGUAAAGGCAACGCACUGCCGCCCGCGGCACGAGGAGUUGUGUGUGACAUCGAUGUGGGUGAUGCAAAACCCAUUGCUCAGCGGGUGCGCAAGGUAGCCCCGCAGUACCAUGAGAAACUGUCGGAUCUAAUCAAGGGGUUGCUCGGAGCCAAGAUCAUUAAGGAUUAG